AUGAAAUCUCGCUUCACGCUGUUGGACGUAGCUGCGGCUGUAAAUGAUCUAAAAGCCCUGGAGGGUAUGCGUAUUGUGAACGUUUAUGAUAUGAAUCACAAGACUUACAUUAUGAAGCUGUCACAAGGAGCCGAAAAGGCUUUCAUUCUGCUUGAAUCUGGAAUCCGUAUCCAUCAUGGAUUCCACGAUUACGAAAAAGCUCCCUUCCCAUCAAGCUUCAGUCAGAAACUGCGUAAGCAUCUGAAUAAUCACAGGUUUGUAUUAAGCUGCAUUUUUAUGCAGUUGGGUAUGGAUCGCAUUGUUGAUCUUCAAAUCGAUGAUGGUGACCGUGCUGUCCACGUAAUCGUCGAACUGUACGACAGGUGCGCGAUUUUUCUGACUGUUUGUGGUAAUAUUGUGUUGACUGAUGCUUCUUAUUGCAUUCUCAACAUAUUGCGUCCACGAACUGACAAGGAUACCGAUGUACGACUUGUUGUCCGAGAGAGGUACAUUUUCCGUUACUUAUUUAUCUAUUUAUUUAUUUCUUACAUGUUAUUAUUACUUAUUUUUCAUUUAUUUAAUUAUUUAUGUAGUUUCCCCUUGCAUUUUAAUAUUUCUGCCACGAGGUGGCUUGAAUAUCAUCCGUACCUCUUUGCGCAACACAAAAGGGGCAAAUACGUUUUUCAUGAAACAUUUUCUGAAGCUGUUGAUGCGUUUUAUGCUGCUCAAGAUUCUCAGAAAAAGGAACAAAAUGCUCUGAAAAUGGAAAGAGAAGCUUUGAAAAAGUUAGAAAAUGUAAGAACUGACCAAUAUCGCCGUAUUACGGAACUCCAGGAGAGUCGUGAGGAGAAGAUGGUCAUGGCCGAUUUGAUCAUUAUCAAUCAGGACCUUGUGAACUCCGCCAUCAACAUUAUCUGUAAUGCGCUUGCUCAAAAGUCUACAUGGGAUGAAAUAGAACGAAUGCAUCGUCAAGCAGUUAGUAGCGGUGAUCCUGUAGCAAGGAAAGAUGUACCAAUCGAUAUUGGCAUGACAGCGUAUAACAACUCUUGUAUGCUUUAUAAAGGCAUGAAAGCAGCUGCUGAAAAGGUAACUUUGAAGUAUUUUUUGAAUUUGAACACGUUGUUUCAGGUUUUUGUCCGUGCCGAUACCGCAAAAGUCAGAAAGGAGAUGUGGUUUGAAAAGUUCAUCUGGUUUAUCUCGUCCGAAAAUUACGUAGUGGUUGUUGGACGAGAUGCUCAACAGAACGAGUUACUUGUGAAACGAUACCUACGUCCUGGAGACAUUUAUGUGCAUGCUGAUGCUCAUGGUGCUGCAUCUGUUGUCAUCAGAAACAAGGCUGGUGGCGGAACGAUCCCUCCAAAGACGAUGACAGAAGCCGCACAGAUGGCUAUUUGUUGUUCAAGUUCUUGGAGCUCACAUGUCAUCUCGUCCGCGUGGUGGGUAUACGAUCAUCAGGUUUCAAAAGUUGCUCCAUCUGGGGAGUACUUAUCCCAUGGUAGCUUCAUGAUUAGAGGAAAGAAGAACUUCAUGCCUGGUAGUCCACUUGUCCUCGGUUUUGGUAUCUUGUUUCGACUUGAUGAAUCUAGCGUUACUGCUCGUAGGCAGCAAAUUGUGGUAAGUCAGUUAAAUUGUGGCUUUUUCAUGAGUAUCCGAAGGUGUGUGAAGGAGAAGGAGCGUUUGAAACAUCUUAACGAUUAUUGUUCAGGUCUGAUCUCGCAUCUGACAAGUAACCCCAUUCCCGAUGAUGUGCUCCUGUAUGCUGUGCCCAUGGUGGGCCCAUAUCAGGCCUUCAGUAACUUCAAGUACAAAGUGAAAAUCACGCCUGGAACAGCCAGGAAGGGCAAGGCCGGCAAAGCUGCACUAGAUCUGUUCCUCCGCACUAAGAGCGGUGAUCCUCGGGAACAGGCACUUAUUCGUGCCCUCGUCGGGGAUGAGAAUGCGUGUCGUAACAUUCCGAAGGGAUGCCGUGUUUCAGCUCCUCAGCUGUAUGCAAAAUAA
Messenger RNA from Haemonchus placei, 1977 nucleotides. The record is from the annotation of a GenBank genome assembly. Lineage: Eukaryota; Metazoa; Nematoda; Chromadorea; Rhabditida; Trichostrongylidae.